AUGGCAAACACAGUGGACACAUCAGACGCGUACUCGAAGCCUCCAGACGCGUUGAAAGUACGAUUCAAGUUCUGGCAGAAAGCAUCCAUCGCGAACAUUGAGACCAGCGCCGACAUCACCGAAUCUAAACCCUCACAUGACACUUACGAUGUCUGUAGUGGCUCGAACGGCGAUAUGGAGGUCACUCCGGCGAUGGUCUCAUAUGCGACGCAACGAGCAUUCGAAGUGGAAGACUUUCCCGGUUUGAUCAUCUAUCCAGACAUGUUACCACCGUCGUUGCAGGUAGGUCUGCUGAACCGUCUUCUACACAGAGACCUGUCGAAUCCCGAGCACAUGACAAAUGUGCAUCUCUUCCACCACAUGCAGUAUCCUGACACUGUAGGGCCAGAGACGGCGAAGGUGGGUUCGUUCUUUGGUAUGGAUCCUACUCACGAACUUCUCCCCAAAGAUACCGCUGUUCACAAGCCCCUCUCGAUCGAACGACUUCUCAGCAGAAAGCUCAGAUGGAUGACACUUGGGGGUCAAUACGACUGGACGAACAAAAAGUAUCCAGACGAGGUCCCACCAGCCUUCCCAGCCGAUAUAGCACAACUUCUGAGGACAGUGUUCCCAGAUGUAGACGCUCAGGCAGCUAUCGUCAAUCUCUACACUCCCGGAGAUAUCCUGGCCGUCCACAGAGAUGUAGCAGAGGAAUGCGACCGAGGCUUGAUCAGUAUUUCGAUCGGUUGCGAUGCGCUAUUCCUCGUCGGCAACGAAGACGGCACAAAACACGCCACCCUUCGCCUCCGUUCAGGAGAUGCCGUGGUUAUGAGCGGCACGUCGAGAUACGCAUGGCACGGCGUGCCCAAGAUCCUGCCCAAUACGUGUCCAGACUAUCUCAGGGAGUGGCCAGAAGAAUACCCAAGGUGGAAAGGCUGGAUGACGAGCAAGCGCAUCAACCUCAACGUGCGACAAAUGCAUGAAUGA
This is a messenger RNA of Cyphellophora attinorum, 966 nucleotides long. Its product is annotated as Alpha-ketoglutarate-dependent dioxygenase abh1. The record is from RefSeq and is a predicted model, not a curated record. Bases 1 to 966 code for a protein of 321 amino acids. The transcript has a single exon. NCBI's taxonomy places the organism in Eukaryota, Fungi, Ascomycota, Eurotiomycetes, Chaetothyriales, Cyphellophoraceae. Gene Ontology annotation, cellular component: cytoplasm; nucleus.